This is a messenger RNA of Tetranychus urticae (two-spotted spider mite), 1837 nucleotides long. The record is from RefSeq and is a predicted model, not a curated record. NCBI's taxonomy places the organism in Eukaryota, Metazoa, Arthropoda, Arachnida, Trombidiformes, Tetranychidae.
UGUUAGAGGCUACUUAGGGCCAUUUUAUGCUUAUUAUGUUCGAUAUUAUCGUUAUGGAUAAUAAUUAUCGAUAUUUUAGCCCGGCAAUUGAACAUAUGUUAAAUUUCGAUAAUACUCGAUAUUUUGGCCCAGCCUCAACAUCGAUAUCGAAAAAAAAUGGAUAUUGCACAUCACUAAUUCUGGUCAUCACCUGUGACCUACUCUACUUGAUUCCACUCAAACCCAAACCUAUUAUUUUACUAAAUUUAAGUUUUCGACAAUGGCUUCAUCGGAGACUAAUGACCAACUUACAAUUGUGAAUCGGUCAAUGGAACAUCGAAUCAGUAAAAAACUAAUUCGUAAAAUACCUUAUUUUGAAAAGAUGUUGAGCCUGGAUUUGAAGGAAUCAAAGGAAAACAAAGUUGAACUGGAUUUUGAUGAAAGGGCUCUGAAAUCGUUUCUCAAUUGGAUAAAACUUGGUUAUAUAUUCAUCGAGAUGGAUUGUAUAAUAAAUCUUUGCACCAUAACAGACUAUUUCGGGAUGGAAGAUCAUUUGAUACGAGAUUGUAAGAAUUAUUUCAGUGAAACAUUUUCUAGCGAGUAUCUUCCUGUUGUUAUACCUCAAGUGACUUCAACAUCUGCAUUGGUCAACUCUGAUACUCUCAAUACUUUCAUCUGUCGUUAUUUCUCGAAAAUAGCAAACACAAAUGUUUGGUUGGAUUAUCCGAUUGAAACAAUUGAGUACAUUUGUGCUUUGGACCUGAUGAUUCAUUCAGAAUACCAAGUUUUCGAUGCAAUCAUCAAAUGGGUCAAUUUCAAAGCUCAUUCUAGAAAGUGUUAUCUUGAAGGAUUGUUGAAAUUAGUUCGAUGGUGCCAUUUGGAUGAUAAAGAUUUGCCUAGGAUAAAAGAAAAUGAACUGUGUGAAUCGUCUAAUUUAGAAUCAGAAUCAUCCAGUCAUUGCAAAUCCAAAUGUAACUGUGGCAUGGAUCGAACUAAACAAGGUUGCUUUGUCGCGAUUGAAGAAAUAAAUAACACACAUUUACGUGUCAAAGUUCUUGACGGUAAUUUCCAGCCAUUGAUUAAUGAAGUAAUUCAAUUAGAUGGAUCAUUGCCUUUGCAUCCUUUAUAUGGUAAAUAUGUUUCUAAUAUUCCAUUUGAUUCUGGAAGACAAAUGAUAACAAUUGAUUGGAAACAGAACAAAUAUCGUCUACUGAAUUUUGUUUAUUAUAAACAUCAUUACUGUGAAAUUCAUAGAUUAAUUUUUGGAGCUCAGAACAGUGUGGAAUCCCAUAUUGAGAAGGAAAAAUCAUUUAAUGAAAAUUACACACGUAACCAUUUACUUCUCGAGGCUGCCGAAAAGUUUAUUCUUGUUGAUAAUGAUGAAUAUAAGUUCAGAUAUUGGGAGACUCCAUCUACUAUGGACAUUAAUAAUGCUGAUGUCGCCAACUAUUUUUACUUGUCAACUAUUUUGGACAAAAAUGUUUAUGUGCUGACAAAGGAUCUUGAUUUUUUCCAGUUCAACAUUGACCGUAAUAUUUUUGUAAAGAUGAGACUUGAAAGGUUUAUGGAUAAAUUGAAAUUCAAUAACUUAAUUUUAACAUCCAAGCUAGCUGGUGAUGAUGGAGUUAUUUUGCUUGAUAAAUCCACAAAAAAUGUUCUCUGUUUCAAUGUCACCACUCAAAGAUGGAAAUCAAUCGGUCGAAUCAUUGAUUCUAAAAGCGAAUUUCCUGUUCUUAAAACUUUUACCUUUGGAUUUGUAUCAACUGACUCGAUUAACCUUUGUUUGGAACGUGAAUUAACACAAUAAAAGAAAGUUUUUUUGAAAUUUUUAAAAUUACAACGAAAUUAAUAGUAUUGU